Lactuca saligna is the source of this 363-nucleotide messenger RNA. The record is from the annotation of a GenBank genome assembly. Lineage: Eukaryota; Viridiplantae; Streptophyta; Magnoliopsida; Asterales; Asteraceae.
AUGGACGAUCUUAUGAUUGAUACAAACGGAUUGGGUGAUAAUUCAGACAUCGAAGGUGAUGAUAUAAGAUGUGAUAAUAUAGCAGAAAAAGACGUAAGCGAUGAAGAAAUCGACGCAGAAGAUUUGGAAAGAAGGAUGUGGAAAGAUAGAAUCAAACUCAAAAGAAUCAAAGAAAAACAAAAGAUUUUAGCACAACAAGCUGCAGAAAAGCAAAAAGCAAAGCAAACAAGUGAUCAAGCUCGAAGGAAAAAAAUGUCAAGAGCUCAAGAUGGGAUCUUAAAAUACAUGUUGAAACUCAUGGAAGUCUGCAAAGCACGUGGAUUCGUUUAUGGCAUCGUUCCCGAAAAAGGCAAACCUCCAUAG